AUGAGGACUGCAUCCUCCUCAUGGAUUAUUAAUUGUUGCUCUAUUAAUUUUGUCAUCAUCAUUUUAUUAUCUGCAGCUUUCUACUCACUGAUCACACCCACUUUUGCUCAGCCACCAUCAUAUCCGCCUUCUACCGCAAAUCUUUCCACCUCAUGGAUCAUCAAUUAUAAUGCAGAUUCCAGAUUUAUAUUUGACUCAAAUCCGGAUUUUAAAGGAAUUUUCAACCCCAUCCUCCUUACAGAAGAAACCAUGGUAACUCGAUUCGCACUUAGCUUCUUCUGUCAGUUAGGGGAAAAUGUAAAGUGCAACUCUAAGAACCUCUUUGCCAUCUUCAUUGUUGAUGAAGAUUAUAAUAGUUACCCCCGCAAUCCUCCUCCCUUAGUUUGGUCAGCCAACCGAGACCAUCCGGUCAACAACAACGCGACACUGAAUUUCACUGCAGCUGGAGAACUGGUGCUGCGUGAUGCAAAUGGAACAAUGGUUUGGAGCACCAACACGGCUGGUAAAUCCGUGAUUGGCAUGAACUUAACUGAUGCCGGAAACCUGGUGCUGUACGAUGUCAAUCACCAAGUGGUUUGGCAAUCUUUCGAUCACCCGACCGACUGUUUGGUACCCGGACAGCCUUUGUUUCAAGGUCAAAAGCUGAUAUCUAGUGUCUCAGCAACAAAUACUCAGAAAGGUAUGUACUCUCUUCAAGUUACUGAUGAGGGUUUGUAUGCUUAUAUUGAAUUAAACCCACCUCAACCCUAUUUUCUUUAUUAUACCUUUCUUGAACAAAGAUCUAAUGAAGGAAAAAGGUAUGUCAGCUUUUUAAAUGGGAGUUUGUCUUUAUUCACUCAUUCUGCCAAGCCAAGUGAGCCUGAUCUUGUGAUUUCCAUACCUCCCGCAUCAUCGGCUCAGUAUAUGAAACUGAUGCCAGAUGGGCAUUUAAAAGUGUUUGAGUGGCAAUCACACGAUUGGAAACCAGUCUCUGAUGAUCUACUUACCACGCCCUUAGGAGAGUGUGGUUAUCCUUUGGCUUGUGGGAGAAAUACUCUUUGCUCGAAUAAGCAACAAUGUAGUUGUCCGGCAUCAAGCUCCCCUGGGAUAGAAUAUUUCCGAGCAGUACACGAUCGAGAACCUAACCUCGGGUGCUCUUUAGUUACUCCUCUCACGUGUAAUGCUACCCAACAUCAUGAUUUUAUUCCAGUCGAGAACGUCUCCUACUUCACGUUUGCCGCCAACUUGACGAAUGUGAAUGCAACGGAAUGCAAACAAGCAUGUUUGAAAAAUUGCUCGUGCAAAGCAGCUAUAUUUCGCAAUAUAAGUGCAGAUUGUUAUCUACCUUCUGACCUAUUUACAAUGGCUACUAUUACAGAUAGUUAUCCUCCAUUUCAUGACUAUAAUAUUACAGUUUUUAUAAAAGUCCAGAAUGCAAGUGCACCUUCUUUCUCAACGUUCCCUAAUCCUACAGUGUUACAAAAGAGAAAAAAUCGAGUUGCAAAAGUCCUAGGUCCUGCCAUUGGAAUUCCUCUUAUUGUGGUGGUCGGUUUUGUUGUUUUUAUUGUCCACAAGAAAAGACAAUACUCUGAAACGGAAGAAGAAGAAGAGUAUUUUCAUCAAGUAGGAGGAAUAACCACUCGGUUUUCUUAUGGGGAGUUGAAAACUGCCACUGAGAAUUUUAGUAAAAAGCUUGGUGAAGGAGGAUUCGGAACAGUUUUUGAAGGGAUUCUGGAAGAUGGCUCCAAAAUUGCAGUUAAAUGUCUUGUCGAUCAUGGGCAGGUGAACAAAUCAUUCCUAGCCGAGAUUGAGUCAAUUGGCAGCAUUCACCAUGUGAAUUUAGUGAGGCUUAGAGGAUACUCCGCUUGGAAAUCACAACGACUUCUCGUAUAUGAUUUCAUGAGUAACGGGUCAUUAGAUCAUUGGAUUUACCAUGGAGAUAUGCGGGGGCAUGUACUGGAAUGGGAGUGCAGAAAAAACAUUAUUCUUGAUAUUGCUAAAGGAUUAGCAUAUCUCCAUGAAGAGUGUAGGCAACAAAUUAUCCACCUUGAUAUUAAGCCUCAAAACAUACUACUAGACGACAACUUUAAUGCCAAGGUAUCUGAUUUUGGGUUGUCUAAGCUCGUCGACAAAAAUCAAACGACCCAAGUGAUGACUACUUUGAAAGGAACCCCCGGGUAUAUCGCUCCAGAAUGUUGGAGCAACUUAACUAUAACCGAAAAGGUGGACGUAUAUAGCUUUGGGAUUGUUGUCUUGGAGAUCUUAUGUGGGAGGAAGAUUUUCGAUCGGUCUCUGUCAGAAGAAAGCUGGCACUUACUUGGUGUUUUUCAGAAAUGCUGGGAGCAACGUACGUUGUUAGAUAUGGUUGACAAGUACGGUGAAGAUAUGCAAGCGAAUGGUGCCGAGGUGGUGGAAAUGAUGAAAAUAGCUUCAUGGUGUUUACAAACCGAGUUUACGAGAAGGCCUUCAAUGUCAUCUGUUGUUAAGGUGUUGGAAGGUGCAAUGAGUGUUGAAUUGAACUUGGAUUACAACUUCACAGAUUUUCUGAGAAUGCAGAAAAUAGCAAUUGCAGAAGAGGAAGAGCUGACACGGCUAAUGCCUUCUCUUCUUUCAGGGCCAAGGUAAGUAGCUAUGUAUGUUCAUUUUUAUGCAUCCAUUCAAUGUUUGGCUAUAUUAAUUUGUUUUGAUCAAUAAUUAUAUUGUUAAUUGACGGUGAAUGUAAAAUAUAUGUUGGCAAUGGGUAUAUGUUAU
Messenger RNA from Erigeron canadensis, 2730 nucleotides. Its product is annotated as G-type lectin S-receptor-like serine/threonine-protein kinase SD2-5. The coding region runs from base 1 to 2604 and encodes 867 amino acids. The record is from RefSeq and is a predicted model, not a curated record. The transcript has a single exon. Gene Ontology annotation, biological process: protein phosphorylation. NCBI's taxonomy places the organism in Eukaryota, Viridiplantae, Streptophyta, Magnoliopsida, Asterales, Asteraceae. Gene Ontology annotation, molecular function: protein serine/threonine kinase activity; ATP binding.